Acanthocheilonema viteae is the source of this 1836-nucleotide messenger RNA. The record is from the annotation of a GenBank genome assembly. Lineage: Eukaryota; Metazoa; Nematoda; Chromadorea; Rhabditida; Onchocercidae.
AUGAUCGUGUACGAGGAUUUUAGGCAAUUUUUUUAUGGCAUGAUUAAAAAAGAUCAUGUACUGAUUAUAGCAAAUGUUGAUGCGGAUGCUAUUUGUGCUACUCAGAUAUUACUGGAUUUAUUUGCGGCAGAUGAUGUAGCCUAUACGCUGGUACCAGUAGAUGGAUGGGAAGGUUUUCGGACAGCAAUGAUGGAACAUGGGGAGCAGGCACAUUCGGUUGUGCUGUUCAAUUGUGGUGCUACGGAACCAUUGAUUCCAUACCUCCGAUCUGGUAUGACAUUGUACGUGAUUGAUUCCAGACGACCUUUGGAUUUAUCAAAUAUAUAUUAUGAGGAUAAUAUCCGCUUGAUUGUGAGUAGAGAUGAAUGGGAACAACUGGACAUUCCAAACAUCUGCGAUGUCGAAGUCUCAGAUAGUUCAUCUUCCGAAGAAAGUGGGGAUGAAGACGAAACUGAAAUGGAUUCAGAUAGUGACCAAGAUUUUCUUGAAGAAACAGAACAGGUGGAAGACGAUGAAGCUAACGAAAGUCAAACGUCUGCAAGUGAACAACUAGAAAUUGCAAGAAGUUCGAGUGAUGGAGGAAAUGAAAUGGAAAAAAGUGACGAUAAUGAUGCGGAGCGAACUGACGAUGCAGAGCAGCCAGAAGAAUCUACUAGCAGGCGCAGAAGACGGAUCAGUGAUGUUGCAGAUUCUGUUGGGAGACGAGAAGCGAAACGGCAACGACGAAUGGAACUUAAAAGACAUCGUGAGGAUAUUUUAUGGAAAUACCACGAGAAUUCCUGGUAUGGUCCAUCGAGUGCUGUCUUGAUGUUGGAAGUAGCGCAUUCCGUAGGUCGGACUACAGUCGAGAUGAUGUGGUCAGCUGUAGUUGGGAUAAGUAGUCAGCUAGUAGAAUAUUUAAUAAGUCAUGAUUGCUAUACGACCGUUUGUUUCGACCGUUUAAGGGCAUUUAGGAUGAAAUUUUGUCCAGAUGGAUCGGAUAUUGUACGAGGUGAUGAUAUUCUUCGAUUGAAGUUCGAUGAUGAAAUAAUGUUGCCAUUGUAUGCGCAUUGGUCAUUAUACACAAGCAUGGUGCAUAACGAUUUUUUCUUUUGUUUAACACAAAUGUGGCAGCAAAGUGGUGCUCUCAUAAUGAAGGCAUUGCUGGCUGAACUUGAGAUAACGCUCGAAGAAAGUCAUCAAGUAUACAGCUCGCUAACAUCAGAAAGGAAGGAUGCCAUAUUUCGUCACAUAUAUAAACACAUGGAUGAUGAAUUUGCAUCUUUUACGGCUCAUAUAGGAUACAGUAACAGAUAUAAUUCAUGUGAUUUUGCGCGUGCAAUUGCUGGACGUAUGAGUUAUGGAGUCGUUGAAGUUGAAUCGCCUUAUGAUCGUUUUAUUGGUGCACAAGAAAUCUUGCAGAAAUUUGUAGAAGGAGGAGAUAAAACACCGUUAUCGAAGGCAAUUGAAUCAUACAAAAGUUGUUUGACGAGCCUUGUAAAUCUCGUUUUUAUGUCAAUCAGUCAAAGCCUUAUUAUUUCUGUUGGGUCUUUCUAUCUUCUCUGCCUUCCUCAGAGUCACUCAAAAAAUCGUGCUAAUCGGCCGUUAUUUGUUGCUGUACCUAUGAGUGGUGAAAAUAUUGGUUGGUUUCUGAUAACCGGCUGUAUGCCUGCAAAUACCGAUUAUGAGGACAGCAGUCAGAAAAGUUUUAUUGGACGUGCAAUGCAAAAAGUUGUAGAAAAUUUUAUACGUGAUGGAGCUCGGCGAAAUUUUUUCGAUUCUGCAAUGGUGAUGAUUCGUUCCGAUCAGAAAGCUAGAUUUUUUGAUGGUCUUCAAGCAACGCUGGAAAUUGAAUAA